Molecule: messenger RNA, 1926 nt
Organism: Dendrobium catenatum
Lineage: Eukaryota; Viridiplantae; Streptophyta; Magnoliopsida; Asparagales; Orchidaceae
Exons: 4
Coding region: 1-1926 (641 amino acids)
Molecular function (GO): zinc ion binding
Source: RefSeq, a predicted model, not a curated record
AUGCAUUAUCACAUUAAUGGAACAUCACCCAAGGAGUACAAAAUAAUGAAUUACGAUGAUGACGCGAGCCUUUUGGUAAACUCACACAUUAAUGAAAAUUCACGUGCCGAAAUAGUUAUCUCAUUGUACGAAGUUGAUGAAGAUCAAUCAAACUCACAGAUUAUGGGGACUGAAAAUUUUGAGCAAAUAAUAGAUGGGUCAAUUUCUCAGAACGAUGGUGCUUUGAGAUUUAAAAAAUCUAGUGUUACAGAUAUCACUGUAGGUACAUUUUUUAAUGAUGCUACAAGUUUCAAAAAUGCACUCCGAUCAUUUGCCAUUAGAGAGAACUUUGGGGUGAGGAUAAAGGCCAGUGAUAAGAAACGAGUUAUUGCAACUUGUUCCUUUCAGGUUAGGAGAGUUGAUGGAGAACACACAUGCCCUGGGAUUAAUCGUGCUGGAAAUCGGCUAGCUUCAUCUAGAUGGGUUUCUAAUCAGAUUCAAGAGAUGGUGAAGAGGUAUCCAGAUAUUCCACCAAAAGAAAUAAACAGUGGUUUAGAGAAGGAAUUUGGUUUAUCACUACCUUAUAUGAAGCUUUGGAGGGCAAGAGAGCAAGCUCGUGACACAAUUUUUGGCUCAGUUGAUGACAACUACAAAUGGGUUCCAACAAUGGCAGCAGAAUUACUUGAUAGAAACCCGGUCUCAUACAUAACAUAUACAUUUAAUGCUACUGAUAAUUCUUUCCAAAGGUUUUAUGUUAGUUUCAAGGUGUAUGUGGAUGGAUUUUUAUAUGGGUGCAAACCACUUAUAAGUUUAGAUGCAUGCCAUCUUAAAUCUAAGUAUUUGGGUGUCCUUUUAUCCGCCAACUCGGUAGAUGGAAAUAAUGGCUUAUUCACCAUAGCAUUUGCUGUUGUUGAGGCUGAGUCCAAACAUUCAUGGUCAUGGUUCUUGAAGAACAUGGUAGAGACUAUUGGUUCUAAUUUAAGCACUCUUAGUUUCAUAUCUGACAUGGAGAAGGGAUUGGGAGAGGCAAUCAAAGAAAUAUAUCCUGAAGCUGAGCAUAGAAUUUGCAUUCGACAUUUGUGGAAGAAUAUCAAAAAAAAUUUUCGAUGUAAGGAUGGGCAAAAAAUGCAAGGACUGGUUUGGGCAGCUGCAAAUGCCUAUACUAAUGUAGAUAUGAACGAGAAGCUUUCCGAACUUCAUGAAAUUGAGCCCAACUUUGUACUCAUAUCUCAUUUCUUUACCUUACAAGUGGUCAAGAAGUCAAUUCAUGAUCGGGACAGAACCAAACCUGCAGUUGACCUUAUUGAUUUGGUCCGGGGAAAGGUUAUGGAACAAAGAGCUCAACGAAAAAUGACUAGCUUGACUUGGCAGAGAGAAUUAGUUCCAAAUGUUGAAGAAUAUAUCAGAGAUAUAACAACAAGGAAAGAUCAUUUGGUUGUUCGUCAAGCUAGCAAUUUCAAGGCUGAGGUGGAAGGACUUCACUCAAGACACAUCGUUGAUAUUGAAAGAAAGCACUGUACUUGUGGAGUAUGGCAGCUAAUAGGUUUGCCUUGCAUUCAUGCCGUGGCCUUCAUUGGUAACAUGUUCUGUAGAUAUAGAGUAGCAUAUGAUGGAGCGAUUACCGCAUUACCUGGGAAGGAGCAAUGGCGAGUUGUAGUAAAUUGUGAGCAAAUAGGUGUACCGAAUACAUGCAGACCAAGAGGUAGACCAAGGAAAAGAAGGCUUUUGAAUUUCUUGGAGCAAGACAAGAGAACACAUAGAUGUGGAAGAUGUGGUCUAUGGGGACAUCAUCGAAGUACUUGCAAGAAUCCUUUGCAAAAUAUGAAUAACGAGGAGACGAUGACCAUGGAAGUAGGACGAAAACGACGGGACAAGUUGCCAAGUAGGCGGGUAGCGGAUGACGUAGAGCAGCAGGAGUUUAAUUAUUCAUAUUUAGAUGGCUUCUAA